GGGGCUUUAAACUUCCUGAUAAAACGUAUAAAGGAUCAUACAUACAAGUGUGUCAUUUUAAAGAGUAAAUUUAUAUAGUCAUGAGAAUCGUGGUCUUAAUCGUUAUCUUUGUGAUGAUAUUUGUGAUUUACUCAGAUGCCCUCACCGCUAACCUGACCCACAGACCCAGUCCAGCCCUGGAAAACAGCCCAGUGACACUUACAUGCUCGUACACAGGACUACAGGCUGAUGAGAGUUUAUCACGCACAACUUGGAGCGUGAUGUCUCCGAAUGAAACAGUUGGAACUGAAGGAAGGAUUAUAUUGCCUUCAUGCUCUCCCUUUGGGUUUAUAGAUCCCAGUCUCUACAACUAUUCCUGUGCGAAUGGAUAUAUCAACUGGACAAUACGAAACAUCAGCAGGAUGAAUGAUAAGGAACUGUGGUUUUGUUUAAUUGUAACAUCACUUCAAAGUCAACAGGCAUUUGAUACACUCAACGUUCAAGUCCCCAUAACGUCGGUGAGCCUUACAGAACCUACCGACUCCACAGUGACGAUGGACGCAGGCACUUCUGAGAAGUUCAUUUGUAGGACGUCAGGUGGACUUCCCCAAGCCACGAUCAAAUGGUUCAAAGUGGCUGGAGGAACGUGCUCUCAGUCUGGAAUGGCGAUCACGUCUUCAGUUUCCAUCCCUACUGUCAGUGUUUUGGAUGGCUUGAAGCUAGUAGAAAGUACCCUGACCUUCACCGCCUCACGUAAAGACGAUGGGCUGAGGAUAUGUUGCAGUGCCAGUAAUGUUGCUGAGGAGCAUCGCGUGUCUGAAACCAAACGAGUGGAUGUCAGAUACGCACCAUCCGACCCUCCAGUUAUCGAAGGAUACGCCAGUGGCAGUACAUUUAGUAUGAUAGAAAACAGCACAGAAAGUCUCACGUGUAGAAGUACGGGUGGUAACCCUCUGGCCACUGUGACCUGGAACUGCUUCAACAACCAGAUGUCCAGUCCUAUAGAACAAGGGAGUACGGUAAAAAGGACUGUACAGUGGACAGCGAAACGAAAUGAGAACGCCAGGUGCACGUGUACAGCCUCACACGUGACCAGACCAAAUCAGCUCCAGAGUGCCUUUGUCAACGUUAACAUACUGUAUCCUCCAUCUUCACCUCUAUUCAGAGUGGCCAAUACGGAUGUUGGUUCCAGCAUCAAAAUCUUAACCGAUAGUUCACAGACUGUUGAAUGUACCAGUUCCGGCAACCCGUCCCCGGCUACGAGCGACUUUACCUGGAGAAUGGGCACCAGUGAAAUGAGCACGGGUUCAGUGUUGAACUGGCAGGGUGGAAUCAAGGUUGGUGAUGAAGACAGCUACACGUGUACUGUAGAAACAACUUUAACACCAUCCGACCAAAGUAAAGACGCCAAAGUUGCUACGAGUUCAUCAACUGUAGAAAUCACAGUACUUUAUCCACCGGAAUUACCAACAUUGCAUUGGGACAGUAGUUCAGGACCGGUUAUAGAUGGUCCUUUAACGCUUGUGGUUCAACGAUUGUUCACUCUUGCAUGCGUUGCUUCUUCUAAACCUCCUGCCAACUACACGUGGACAGGAGGAGUGAACGUUGUCCAUGGUCAGCUACUACAAGACACGCUUACUGCCAAGGUGAACACAACGAGGACGUGUACUGCAAGGAAUAUACUUAACCCUACAGUUGGGGCAGCCAGGGCUAUGUCGUCUUCAGCUACUAUCACAUUAAAUAUAAACUAUCCCCCUGAAAGUGUAAGCAUCAGGCACGAGUCAGUAUCCGGAACCGUUAUUCAGUCCGAGUUCAGAGUCAUCGAAGGAAAUUCGACCAAACUAUACUGCACUGUACAAAGUCAGCCGGCUUCGUCAUUUAGGUGGUCAGGAGCAGACAUACACUCGCUUGGUAGUAAUCUGGUAUACAAAAAUACGCUCAAAUCACAGGCUGGGGUGCUAUCGUGUUUUGCGGAAAAUAAUAUGAAGCAUGGAAACCAAAAUAUAAAAGGAUUGGCGUCAAAAAUCAUUUCCUUAAAUGUUCUUUAUCCUCCAAAGCUUCAUACUAUAACUAGGAGAAAUGCGCUUGAGGGAAAUAUUGUUUUGAUUCAGUGUUUGUUCACUGCUGGAAAUCCAAUAACAACAAGGUCAACAUUCACUAGAGCAGUUGACGGCACCAGUUGGAGUGGAGACUCUCAUACAUUCCAGUCAAUCCACCGUGAAGAUGCCGGUCUUUACAGAUGUACAGUCGAGAAUUCGAUGGAUCCUACCGGAGCAGAGAUACAGACAGGAAAUGACACAGCGGACUUUGAGAUUAACGUCUGGUACAAUACAUCCAUUUUAAGGUUUGAUGUCAGUACCUUUCCAAACCAAAACAUUAUCACCGUAAAUGAGUCGGAGCGACUUUUAAUCGUUUGUGAGGUUUUAAGCAACCCUGAUUCUACAAUCAGAUUGAAAGAAAACCACAUGGCAACGAUUCUAUUGGAAAGAGAGAAUGUUCUGGAAGUAGAGUACGUAAUUCAAAAUACCUCAUGCUCUGAUUCUGCAGUCUACACAUGUUCUGCAUUCAACAACUACACGGCUAUGGAAAGAGUGCCAUUCAAAGAGUUGCAGUUGUUUGUUCAAUGCUCACCCAGACCUUCAAAACAUCAGAGUCACCUUAGACGGAAUUUCACUGGAUUCCUACAUGGAAAUGUAACGUUUGUCUUGAUGGUGGAUGCAUAUCCACUGCCAGAGUUUAAAUGGCAAAGGUGGAACGGAACAUUUUAUACAGAAGUUAAUGGAGAAAACUAUGUUAUAUUUUCCUCAUAUCUUUUCACAUCACUUACUAUUUUGGACAUUAAAGGGGAUAGUUUUGUCCCAUAUGCUGUUCAAGUUUCCAAUGGAAUUCAACCAAAUUUGCAAGAAAUAUUCUACCUCAACCACGAAGAAAGCGGGCAUUCAAAUCGUGCAUCUGUAAUUGGCGGUGUGGUUGGUGGAUGUCUUUUUAUAUUAGUGGUUGUUGUUCUUAGCGUGAUUAUACUGAAACGGAAAUAUAACUGUUGCAUCAAAAAGUCAACGAAGGAAGAUGGCCAACCGGGAAAAUGCGUCCAAGUUCCUGACAACCCGGGAUUCGCGGCUGCCGUCACGUACGAGGCUAGGACAGCGACACAAGAAACAUCUGAAUACGAUGCUCUAAACGCUGAAAAUGAUAGACCCGACAAGUCACACGUCUACAUGUCAGUUGUUGACUCAACAUCGACCCCCAGUCCGCACUACGAAAAUUCAAAAACAGAGGAUCCUGUUUACAACAAUACGAUGCUUCAAAACUCGGUGCAGACAGUGCUUUAAUACGGCAUAGACUUAUUUUGAGUCCAAUGCAUACGUGACAACGAGACAUUCAUUUUUUGCGAUUAUUGACAAUUUAAUGUUGUUAAGCAAUUCCUGUUUAUUAGCAUGCACAAGCUGAUUUUACCACCCCUGUGAAAAUUGUUUAGUCAUUUAAAUCGCGUUGGUUGGAUAAAUGUAAUGGGCAUGCGCACUGGUAUAUCUUUGCCUACGAGCAAUAUAACUCAUGUUAUGUCUUUUUCAAAUUAUUUUUUUAAAUUUGGCAUUUCAGUGAUUUCAUUUUCCAACAGCACUAGUGUCAAUAGCCUUCGAAGCAGAAUAAAAGUUGGCAACGGUACUCAAUUUAAAAUGACAUUUAAUAUGUUACUUUCAUUGUGGGAAUUUAAGUUUUCUUUCUCGAGUUUCUCGAUUUGGAUAUUAAAUCCGAGUAGUAAACAGAAGAAUUGCUAUGUUUUGAUAAAACAAAACGCUACUAUAUAAAAACAGAUUUCCAAUAUGAAAAUAAUCGAACGAAAAUCUCAUACGGAUCUGUGAGCGGUAUGCGUUUUCUUGUAAACAGCGGUAACCGAUCUGAAUGAUGUUUUAUUAUAUAAUAAGCAUUAUAUAUGAACAUUAUGUUUAUGUUAUUUUUUCUUAAGACUGACCUUGUUAUAUAGCAAGUAUAGAAUAAAGUAAUUUCAAUUCGAUUGGUUGAUGUCAUUGAAUCGACAUCAUACGUGUUGCUAGUAUCGUUUUAUUAGAUCAUGUAAUUAUAAUUAAGUUGCAUUCAUCCUCGGCUGCAAUUGUAUUUUUUUGUCGUUUUUGUCCGUUUAAGUUCUGAAACCAUUGUUAUAUGGAUACAGUAACAUAAUUGCCUCACCAAUAUUUCGUGUGUUUUUUUUAUCGUUAUUUAUCAUAAUUUUUACCUAAUUCCAUCUUUACCAAAACAAAUGUAAAUGUUGAAAGUGUUUGUAUUAAGAUUUCAGAUAAAGAAUGUUUUUUGCAUAUUAACUGGUUUGUUUUUAAAAAGAUAGUAUAUGACAUCAUAUCAAACUCAUAUCCGCUAGACAGAUGUUUAUGACGUAGACGAGUUACGUACCUAUAGUUGUUGCGUUCAUAGUUCCGAUUUCGGCCUACCUUAUAAGUGCCGAUGGUCUCAAUAAGACUCCAAAUUUGCAGUUAUGCUGAGUUACAUUGACUGACUGUUGAACUGUAAAAUAUCUUAAAAUGUAUAUAAACGCUUGCAAAACUGUAGCCAUUCCCGCAUUUAUUUGUGUAUUUAUGUUUGCAUAUCUUAAAUGUCAAGAUCUAUUUAUAAUUACAUGUGAUGGAAAGUAAUUGUAUAUAGUAUAAAGGUCUGCUUUUUGUUAAUAUGGGGUUUUGUUUAUUUACUAUGUAUAUAUUUUGCUUAAAAUAUCUAUUUUAGUGUAUUGAGGCUAAAAAGAAUGAAGAUUAUUUUUUUGCGCAUAAGAUAGUAGUUUGUUUGUAUAAGUGAUUCUAUCGCCAUAAUUGUUUUCUCCUAUCAUUUAUAUUCCUUAAUUUGGCAUGUAUUCUUAACGCAUAACACAUUCUGUUCACGGAUGCAAAUUGAAAGCUAGAUUGUCGAACUCAUUCAGUUUUCUUACUUAGCAACCUUAUAUUCUUUAUUAGCAACAAUGAACGAAAAACCUAAGUUUUUGUUACUUCAAUAUAAUGGUGGUUGAAAUUUAGAUUUUCCCUUUCGUCUAGCUUUCUAAGAUUUGCACUCUAGAAGUACAGAAUAAGUGUAUCCUUUUUUCUUCAUGUUAUGGAACAGAAUUCUUCUCUAUAUACAUGUGAUAUUCAUAUAUAUUCUGUGUAUAUAUGUACUCGCAUAUGGUUAUUUAAUGUGCUUUAAUAUCAUCAUAUUAUGUAUAUGAUGGUCAUACUUUGUAUAUAUGUAAGUGUUUAUUCAUUUAGUUUCUCUGGACUCUGUUCAAAUUAUUCAUUCCCCCGUAUGUUAUGCUCUCCAAAUAUUGAGAAAAUUAAAUAUUUAUCUAUCUAUCUAUCCUAUAUUUUCUUGUUAUUUCUGACCACAGUUUCACUACUUUACUUAC
Messenger RNA from Mya arenaria, 5359 nucleotides. RefSeq names its product hemicentin-1-like. The transcript is spliced from 16 exons. Gene Ontology annotation, biological process: cell-cell adhesion. Bases 81 to 3308 code for a protein of 1075 amino acids. Gene Ontology annotation, molecular function: cell adhesion molecule binding. Lineage: Eukaryota; Metazoa; Mollusca; Bivalvia; Myida; Myidae. The record is from RefSeq and is a predicted model, not a curated record. Gene Ontology annotation, cellular component: cell-cell junction.